CACUCGCAUGCCCUGAAUAUGUUGAAACAGCCGAGCGCAAUGAGAGCCUUGCACGUAUGGCAGUUUUGCUUUUGUUUCAAGUGUGUUACAUCCUAUCCGUGAGUGUUCCCACACGGUCCAUCCUGCAUCAAUUUGCAUAUGAAAGACGCACAGGACAAGACGACCAAUCAGCGAGCAAUGGAUGCUUCUGGGUUCCUACACAGGAAUGAAACGCACUGCUCUCUUCCACCGCGCUAGGCGUUUUAUGUACUGUACCUGGCACAGUGUCUAUGACAUUUUCUUGCAAGCUAUUAUUUCUGAGACAGUGGAUUGUGUGUAGUCUGACCCCGAUAAGAGUUUGAUUGAUUCCUCAUUGUAUAGGUGGGAAAAAAGAAUAUUCAUAAUGGUGUGUGGCGGAUUUACCUGUUCGAAGAAUUCCCUCUGCGCGCUCAAUAUCCUCUACGUCAUGGUCAGUCUGCUCAUGAUUGGUAUCGCGGCCUGGGGAAAGUGGUUCGGGCUGGUGUCCAGUUUCCAGGUGGUGGGCGGAGUCAUUGGAGUGGGAGUGUUCCUCUUCAUUGUGGCACUGGUAGGACUCAUUGGAGCCAUGAAGCACCAUCAGGUGCUGCUCUUCUUCUACAUGAUCAUUCUGUUCAUGGUGUUUGUGGUGCAGUUUUCUGUGUCCUGUGCAUGUCUGGCCAUCAACAAAGACCAGCAGGCUCAGCUCCUGGAGGUGGGAUGGAAUAACUCCCAGAUCACACAGAGAGAUGUGGAGAAGACCCUCAACUGCUGUGGCUUCUCCUCUGUCGACUACAAUGGGACCUGUUACGCUCCCUGUUUCACCAACCACUUGUGCGCCACAUGUGCAGCUAAGAUCCAGGAGCACGCCGACGACGUGCUGCACUUUGUGGGUGGCAUCGGUCUGUUCUUCAGCUUCACCGAGAUACUGGGUGUGUGGUUAACAUACAGAUAUCGAAAUCAGAAGGAUCCUCGUGCAAAUCCAAGUGCUUUUCUGUAAUCAGUAUUUGUGUUUAAAAUACUCUGCACUAUAUUUGGGACUUUGCAAUAUUUUCUUCAGCAGAAAAAAAAUCCCAUUUUAAUUGACUGUAUCAUGUAGGGGUGAAGGAUGUUUGGUAUUUACUUCAGUACUAUGACUGCUCCUGAACUGAAUGAACCGCUGUCCAGGUCUGUGUUAAUAGUUUUCGCGGAGGCCUCAGCUUAUAAAUUGUAUCUAAAGGGUUAGAUUUAAAACAGUCAAAAUGCAAUGUUAUGAAAAUUGCUGAUCUUUUAAUCUCACAGCUCAAAACAUCUGAAGUCUGAGAUAUGCAUGAAAGGACAUUUUUUUAAAUUGUUUUUGUUUUUGGUGUUGUUUUUCAAUGUGUUAUUGCUGUAUCACAGAUUCCUACAUUCCUUUGAGGCCUUCCUAUGUGCAUGUUAGACUUUGAGAAAAAAUAAGAAAAUUUAAUUUAUUUAAUAGAACACAUUUUAUUUAAAAUAUAGACAAUAAUUUCAACAACUACAAGUAUUACUGUUACAUACAUUAUUAUUCAGUAAGUUAAAGUGUUAUGACAGCCUGUUCCCAGCUUAGGUUGCGUUUGCCUUGUCGGACAUUUUUAGUUGUGUUCUACAAUCAAUAGAUAGCAGAUCCAUUAAAAAGAAAUGGCUGGUUAGUCUUGUUGCCUGAGUUUUGUCGCACAUGCAUACAGUUACAAAGCAAUAAGAGAAAAACAGUUACCCUCUACAAGACAAAUUGUGUAAAAUGAAGACAAAUUACAUCGUGGUUGAAGAUAAAAUAUGAAUCAAUCAAGCUGUAUGAGUAUUUUUUAUUAAAGAUUUACCAAAUUGCAAAGCAGCAGCUGUGUGUUGCCAAUGAUUUUUAAUCUGUGCCUACAUUUAUAAUCUAUUAUAUGGGGGAAUCAAAAUUAAAGUUGAUUAGUUGAUUAAUUGUGUCCUAUAUUCAGGUAUUUUUGGAGUUGUUGUAUUAAGUUACACUAGCAUAUUUGGAUAUUUUAAAAGAUAGGCCUCCAUCGUUUAUAGUGUUUGCCAGUUUUUACAGUUUUAACUUGCUGGCUAGCUAGUGUAACAUUACUCAAUUUCUAGUUUUGG
Megalops cyprinoides (Indo-Pacific tarpon) is the source of this 2082-nucleotide messenger RNA. RefSeq names its product tetraspanin 13a (gene tspan13a). Gene Ontology annotation, cellular component: membrane. The record is from RefSeq and is a predicted model, not a curated record. Bases 383 to 994 code for a protein of 203 amino acids. The transcript is spliced from 6 exons. Lineage: Eukaryota; Metazoa; Chordata; Actinopteri; Elopiformes; Megalopidae.